Molecule: messenger RNA, 2486 nt
Organism: Drosophila nasuta
Lineage: Eukaryota; Metazoa; Arthropoda; Insecta; Diptera; Drosophilidae
Product: putative metabolite transport protein HI_1104
Exons: 3
Coding region: 410-2035 (541 amino acids)
Biological process (GO): transmembrane transport
Cellular component (GO): membrane
Molecular function (GO): transmembrane transporter activity
Source: RefSeq, a predicted model, not a curated record
AGUUCUGUUUGCAAAACGCAGCCAAUUGGUUGUGUGCCAAGCAAAGAAGAGGUGGAAGUUCACAAUAACAACGAACUGAUCCAAGUCAAAGUGGAAGCUGAGCGCGAACUCGAAAUCGAAGUGGUGGAAGUGACUGAAGCAUAAGAACAAAAACCUUUUUUUCACAAUUUUUUUUUUCUUGCUGCAAUUGUGCGCGUUCUUCGUCGUGUUCAAUUCACAUCAAUUACCCCAAUUUAUAGAUCGAAAUUAUAAAGACAUUGCGUAGCGCACUUGACUUUACUUUAUAAGUUUGCGACACGCGACUCGUAAAACAAAAACGCGCGACAAAGCAAAGCUUCCAUUUUCCAGUGUUCCAGCGUUCCCGCAUUCCUGCCGUCCAGCUCCUUGUCCGUCAACUAUAAAGUUCACAAUGAUUCCGGUUCUGGACAGACUAAGCGGCUUCUACAAUGCCUAUGUGCUGGGCAUACUGACGAUCGGCUAUAUCCUGGGCGAGCUGGGCCAUUAUCUGAUCGGUGUCACCUCCAAGCAGACCGCUAUCGAGCUGGACUAUGGUGAUCAUGGGUGUCAGCAGAACAACAGCAUGUUCAGUCGUCACGAGCUGACAACGCAAUGUGGCGACGUCAAGAACGAGACGAGCUGCUAUGCCCUCGAUCUCAAUGGCACCGGCUACUGCGAAUGGAACUACAAUGGCCUGGGCAUCGAUUAUCAGAUUCUUGCCGGUCCCACUUUCAUUCUGGUCUUCACCAUAGCCGGUGUCUUCAUGGGAUUUGCGGCCGAUAAAUACAAUCGUGUGAAGAUGCUCACCGUGUGCACGGUGAUCUAUGGCAUUGCGAUCUUCCUGCAGGGCACCGUUAAGCAGUAUUGGCAUCUGGUGAUAUUGCGUAUGAUAAUGGCCGCCGGUGAGUCCGGUUGCAAUCCUCUCGCUACCGGAAUUAUGUCCGAUAUAUUCCCGGAAAGCAAACGCGCUUUGGUCAUGGCCAUCUUCAACUGGGGCAUCUAUGGCGGCUAUGGCAUUGCCUUCCCCGUGGGUCGUUACAUUACCAAGCUCAACUUCUUCGACUUGGGCUGGCGUGUGUGUUAUCUGGGUGCCGGUGUCCUGACCGUCAUUGUGGCCGCACUCACUGGAUCAACGCUGAAGGAACCGGAACGGAAGGCAAUCGGUGAGGGAGAUCGUCAAACGGCCAGCGGUAAGCCCGUGACAUUGUGGCAGGUGAUCAAGAGUCCUGCCAUGAUUAUGCUGAUGAUUGCCGCCUCCAUACGUCACUGCGGUGGCAUGACGUUUGCCUACAAUGCGGAUCUCUAUUACAACACCUAUUUCCCCGAUGUCGAUCUCGGCUGGUGGCUCUUUGCUGUCACCAUUGGCAUUGGCAGCGUCGGUGUCGUUGUGGGUGGCAUUGUUUCCGACAAGAUUGUAGCCAAAAUGGGCAUCAGAUCGCGUGCCUUUGUCCUUGCGCUCAGUCAAUUGAUUGCCACGCUGCCCGCCUUUGGUUCCGUCUACUUUGAUCCUUUGUGGGCCAUGAUUACGCUGGGCCUGAGCUAUUUCUUUGCCGAAAUGUGGUUCGGUAUUGUGUUUGCCAUUGUCGUCGAGAUUGUCCCGUUGCGUGUGCGCUCCUCGACCAUUGGCGUCUUCCUCUUUGUGAUGAACAACAUUGGCGGCAAUCUGCCCAUUCUUGUGGAUCCCGUUGCCAAGAUGCUCGGCUAUCGCGGCUCCAUUAUGAUCUUCUACUCGGGCUUCUAUGGCAUCAGCUCAAUUCUUUUCCUCAUCACUUGCUUCCUGCUGGAGGGCAAGCCCAAGACAGAGGAGGUCGUUGCCGCCCAGGAGUCGCAGCACAAGGGACUCGGCGGCGAUGCUGUGCUCAAUGCUCGUCCCAUGCACGGUCACGACAACUCGGUGUUUAGCGUGGACGAAACACUGCCCUCUGCCAAUGGUCGUCCUGCUCAGCUGCAGCCUCAGCAUCUGCAGAUGUCGAACAAUGGUUACGACAAGUCGAUGCCAGCUCGUCAUAAUGGCGCCGCCGAGAGCAGCAGACUGUAGACUCCUUCUUCUUCUUCUUCGUCCAUGUAGUAUUAGACAACACACAAAUCUCUCCACCCCGUCGACAAGUGCUUUCUGCUGCAUAUGUUAUAUAUACUAUAUGCAUAUCGAUAUCUAUCUAGACAUAGACAUUAAUCGUAUUGUAUUGUAUUCUAUAUAUAUAAAACUUUUUUUUUUUGUUUUUUUUUUUUUGUAUCGCAUGUAAUUUAGUAAUUGAUCUUUAUUAUUUUUGUAAAAAAUUAUCUAUUCAUAAGUCUGUGAGCAGUGUACAAGCUAUAGCCAAGUACACAGACUCGCCCAAUUGUACCUUAUAUUGCGCAUAUCGGUUAUAUGCAGCGAAAGAACAAAAUUUCAUUUCGAUCUUUGCAAGUUUUUUUAAAUUAAAAGCUUAGAGAAGAAUUAUCGCUAUUAAGUUGUUUUUAUUGAUUGGAAAAUGUUAAUAAAUGACUCU